AUGAUCCAACUACUCUCAGUGGAACCGGAAACCCAGGAAUAUGAUUGUCGACAGUUGAAGGCGAGUUUUGCGGCGAGUCGUGCACGGGGAUUUGAGUGGCAGUAUCCCUUGUUAUGCAGCGUCGUAUUUUUUCUCAAUUCUGGGCUCUUCUCAAGCGAUCAUUUCUUGCAUCUAUUCGUGAUCCACUACUCGUCAAAAGUAAAACUCUUUCAAACAAUUAUUACCGCUGUAGUGAUUGGCUUAGUCAACUUGCAAGUGCAAAUAACUGGGGAUACCAUUCAAAACAUCGAAGGAGUACUCUACAAUACAAUUCGUGAUAUGAACUACCUCUUCCUUUACCCUGCUAUUAAUGUGAUCACCGCUGAGUUGCCUCUUUUCUUAAGAGAACACAGAGCACAAAUUUACUCCGCUGACAGCUAUUACUGGGCAAAAUCUGUCGCUGAGUUGCCACAAUACACAAUUCUGCCAAUUAUCUACGCUUUAAUCGUUUAUUGGAUGACAGGUCUCUAUGCGAGUGCUGGUGUGUUCUUCAAAUAUCUUUUUGUGUGUAUUCUCCAAGCAUACGUGGCAGUUUCAAUAGCGAUGUUUGGCGCUUGUGUAUUUGGUGAAGAGGGAGCUGCAAUUGCCUUUUAUGCCCCUUUAUGUGCUACCGAUGCGAAUCUUUCGGUGGCUUCUAUAUCAACUAUGACGAUGUGCCGCCAUACUGUUCAGACUGUACCGCCCCUUGUCCAGCGAAGAAUGGCGCAGAGUGAUGCUGAAUCGCGAUAUGAAGCCCGUAGGAUGCUCUUUUGGAUAGAUAGCGGAAUACUCGUGGCAAUGUUUUUGAUUGGACGUAUCUUUGGAUUAAUAGCGUUAAAAUUACGGACACGAUUUGCGAAA
This is a messenger RNA of Mesorhabditis belari, 879 nucleotides long. NCBI's taxonomy places the organism in Eukaryota, Metazoa, Nematoda, Chromadorea, Rhabditida, Rhabditidae. The record is from the annotation of a GenBank genome assembly.